Biomphalaria glabrata is the source of this 4956-nucleotide messenger RNA. RefSeq names its product ADP-ribosylation factor GTPase-activating protein 1-like. Gene Ontology annotation, molecular function: GTPase activator activity. Bases 172 to 1815 code for a protein of 547 amino acids. The transcript is spliced from 11 exons. Lineage: Eukaryota; Metazoa; Mollusca; Gastropoda; Planorbidae. Gene Ontology annotation, biological process: regulation of endocytosis; regulation of ARF protein signal transduction. The record is from RefSeq and is a predicted model, not a curated record. Gene Ontology annotation, cellular component: Golgi membrane.
UGUCAACUAACAUGGCUGACAGAGUUGACAGCUCAUCAAUUCAUAUAUUAUGAUAUAUAUCAUUCUAAUAAUUAGAUCUAAUUUAAUUUAAACCUAUAUAAAAAAAAAUAAUUUCCUUAAUUUAAAUUGCUAAACCAAAGUAGUACAUCUAGAUUCUAGAUCAUUAUCAUAAUGGCAAGUCCGCGGACCAGACGAGUUUUGAAAGAUCUUAAAUUAGUUGAUGGCAAUAAUAAUUGCUUUGAGUGUGGAUCACAUAAUCCUCAAUGGGUUAGUGUUACUUAUGGUAUUUGGAUUUGCUUGGAAUGUUCAGGGAAACAUCGUAGCCUUGGAGUACAUCUUAGCUUUGUUCGUUCUGUUUCAAUGGAUAAAUGGAAAGACUCAGAGCUUGAGAAAAUGAAAGCAGGAGGAAACAAAAUGUGUAAAGAGUUUUUCAUAUCACAGCCUGAUUACCAUGAAGGAAUGAGUUUACAGGAAAAAUAUAACACUAAAGCAGCAGCGCUUUUACGAGACAAGGUUGCAACUAUUGCCGAGGGUAAACCUUGGAGUAUAGAGACCUCUUCAGCUCGAAACUAUGUAGCAUUCCAACCUGGACGGCUAGCAACUUCAGCCUCCACUUCACGCCUGUCAUCAAGCUCAGCAUCCUAUAGAGACAGUGGAAGCUUCCACAGCAGUAGCAGCACUGGUGAUCUAGGGGAGGUCUACAACGCGGGCUAUCAGGACUCAGAAACAUUGAAUAGUAACUAUGUCAAGAGACAAAAAGAUGAUUUCUUCAGUAGAGUUCAACAAGAAAAUGCCAAUCGUCCAGACUAUUUGCCCCCAAGUCAAGGUGGAAAAUAUACAGGCUUUGGUAACACUCCUCUUGUGGACAACAAAAAAGAUGAUUUUUUUGAUAACACACUCUCAACACUUUCUACAGGAUGGUCAACUUUUGCCUUGAGUGCUACAAAGUUUGCUUCUGCUGCCACAGAAAAGGCCGCUCAGUUGGCCAGUACUACAGCCCAAAAAACCAAGGAGCUAGGUGCCACAGUCAGUGAGAACGUCAUCAAACCAACUGCUGAGAAGGUGAAAGAAGGCCAGUUGUUAAAUGAAGUGGGAACAUCAAUGAGUGGACUAGCAUCAAAGUUGUCUGCUGCUGGCACCAAAGGUUGGAAGGACUUACAGUCUUUAUGGAGUGAACCUAAAACCACACUGACCUCAGCAGACACUAGUCCAGGAGAGAAAUCUUCACUACUGAGUAGAUCGUCCUAUGGCAGUGGAGAAGACUCCUCUAAAAGUCAUCUUCUGGCAGAGGACGAUGAAUCUUGGGGAGAAUGGGGACAAGACUCUGAUUGGUCAUCCAAGAAAUCUAACAAACAGAACUCUGACUGGUCAGCUGGGAAUGAAGAUGACCUUGAAGCCUGGCUGAAUGAUGACAAGUCCACCAUGUCUUCUUCCACUGGAAAGGUGAAAAGUAAAAAGAAGGCUGAGGAAAAGAAGCAUGAUGAUGACUGGGAUACUUGGAGGAGUACGGAGACAGUCAAGUCAUCAGUCAAGUCAUCAGUCAAGUCUAGCUCCUCUGCCACCUCUAAGAGCAAAAAGAAAUCUCAGAAAUCUACUGAGGAUUGGGACAAUGCUGACUGGAACACAGGAUUCUCAGAGUCUUCUUCCAAACAGAAGCAACCUCUGGUGGGAAACCUCCUUGACCUGGAUGAUGGCAAUGGGUUAGUGUCAAGUGGUGCAGGAGAUGGCUGGAACAAUGAGGUCUGGGCAGAGGAUAAAGAUGAGGAUGAUGAGUGGCAGACCUUAGAUCUUGCUGAUGGCAAUAAAACCAGAUAGAUUGUGCUGGUGCUCUGUUUUGUCUGUGUACCUGUGGUCUCCUCCAAGUGGAGACAAGAUUGUUGCUGUUGUAUUAUACUGAAACAUUUCAUUUACCUUUAAAGUCAUCUUGUUGUUUGUAUGCUCCCAAAAAUGUGAAUGCUAAAACACAGCUGUAAAUUUAGCAGCAUUGAAUCCUAAAUGUCUGCAAUAUUUACUAAUUUCCUAAAACAUCUUAGCAUCCUGUUUAUAUGUCAUUGUUUAGUUUCUCAAGGUUUAUUAGUUUAAAUAAAAUAUAACAAUGUUGGUACAGUCUUAGAAUGACUUAUUUAAGGGUAAUGAAAUAAACUAAAAUUGAAUUAGAUUAGUAUAUUGCAACUUCAUAAUGUCUGUGAUUGACUUGAAGUUGCAAACCUUUAUUUCUUUAUUUAAAACAUUUUUUUCUAUUCAAUUGUAACUGAUGAACAACCUGGUUUGGAAUAAGAGUUUUUAAAAAUAACUUAAGAAAUGACUUUUAAGUUAUUAUGAAUUUCACUGUAUUUAUGUUUGGGUCAGUUAAAUGCUGAUCUGUAUUGAAACCAUUGAUAUUUUCUUUAAAGUUAUUUCAUGUUUAAUUUGUGUAUUUAUUGUCCUGAAAUUUUGUCAAUUAAUCAAAAGCUCUGUAGACAAAUUAAUUUGAAUUCUUUUUUUUUUAAUGCUGUAAUCUGCAAUAUUUUAAGUAGGCGUACAUCUAAUUUGAUUGAGAAAAAAAAAAAAACAUGUUUGUUAAAAAGAGUUUAAAAAUACAAACAACUAAAUUUUAAUUUGUGAGAUCUGGAAAGUUUUAGUUUUGGUCAGUUCUAUCAUAUGAAGUAUCAUUCCGAUCAAAUUUCUGUGUUCAUCCUUUAUAGGUUUAAUGAUCCAUAAGCUCCUACCACAGUAUCAUGUGUCUUUUAUGGCAGAGUCCUAAUAACAUAGGAUGGGUUUGAAAGUUAGCAACAGGUUUUUAAACUUUGCUUUAAGAAGAGCUCAUGAUGUCUCGUUGUGACUUGUUUUAGUGAAAACCAGAUGUGCUUCACUUUUUUAUUUUUUAUUUUUAAAAGUAAAAAAGUAAAAGUCAGUAGCCCCAGUGUAUAAGCCCAGACCUGGGAAAAUAGUAUUUUGAAUUAUUUUUUUGUUAUAUUUUGAAGGUAUUAAAAUAUUUUUUGUUUCAAACUAGACAUAUUGUUCUAUUUUGUAAAGUUGUUUAUUUAUUUUUUGUAUUAAAUCUAAUUUUUUUGUUGUUAUUAUUUUGAAUUUUUUCUUUCAGAUUUACCUCUCAUUGGGUAUGUUAAGGAUUUUUCAAACUGCAAUCAGAGCUAUUAGAAAACAAAUUGAUCCAUUAAAAUUCUUUCAAACUAUUUCUGUGCUGUCUUAGAACAAACAAAAAUUCUAGUCAGUGCUUGAAUUGGUCGGAUACAUUUCUAUGAAAUAUUUGUCAAUUUUGUAUUAAAGACAUUAUUAUUCCUUUCUCAUAGAGAUGAUGGUAGAUGUGUACAACUCAGCAUCUUAUGUCCCAGAAAUAUACUUGUUUAUAAUUACAGGUAUUGAUCAUUUUUUAUCUUGUUGCAACCAAGGAUUUGUUUCAUUUUUUUUUUAUUUAAUCAUGCUAUAAGUUUUAAGUAACACCUCAAUUCAAAAAAUUCUAUAGAAUUAUGUGAAACUCAGGUUUUUUUUUAAUAUUUUUCUGGGAAAGGGUAUUGGGGGGGGGGGGGGGCAUGAAUAAUGAAAUUUUAUAAGAUGAUGAAGUGAAUGAAAUCAAGUUGCUGUGUCUAUUUUUUUUCCCCUUUUUUUUUUAGUAAAGAUUUUUUUAAAUCUUGUGUUUAAGUUCUGAAACUUGUAUCAUUUGUUGCUGAUAGUAAAUGAUGUCAUUAGACCAAGAGGACCAGGUUCAUUUGUCUUCCAUAGUGAUUAAGUUUGCUGAUAUCAGAACUGCUUCAUUUAGCCAUUGGGUUAUUUUCAUUAUUUGUAGUAGUGAAGUUGUGACUUUGGUUACAUUGGUGUGUGUGCAUUGGAACACUUAUUUCUUAGAUUUGGAUUUCUAACCUGUGACCACACAUUGUCUUAUAUAAUAGUUGUAUUGUAUUGUAGCCUGUUUGCCUGUCUAAACAGUUAAUAGGCCAACAAUGUCAUAGAGUUUAGUCUUUAUCUCUGUAUAAGUUUUUGCAUUUGUUAGAAAUUUAAACAUUUUAUUUUCAUGCCAUGUUUACUAUUUAUUUAACUUCAUGAUCUAUACAUUCAUUUCAUGUAAUGCUUUGACAACACAUUUGUCACUAAUGGUUCAUCUGCAGAACAUAAGACGUAAAAGUGGUCCUCAAAUCCACUAGAUUUAAUGAAUUGUUCAGUUGCGCAAUCAAAAAGAUUUUCAUAGUAUAAAAUUAUUUUGUCUUAUAUGGAUUUCAUUAGUAAGUGGUAGUUACAUUGGAUGCCAUUGGAAUUCUAUUUGUUUUACUCUAUGUUGUCCUAGAAGUUUUGUGAUAAUUUGUUUAAUGCUUCCCAUGUAGCAAAGGUUUGAUAAGUGGAGUAUCACUGUAGGCUAUUGCAGAUGCUUGUAUGAUAGGUUUUGUUAGUCUGACUACACCUUCAAUUCUAAUUUGGAUGUUGAUUGAAUAUAGAGCUGUAGAGUUGAUGUCCACACAUUUAUUUCAUUCUUAUUCUGCUAACAUAAUUGUGGGUCUGCCCUAAGAUCUAAGAAUGUAAGUAGUUAGAAUAAACAGUUGCAAAAAAUGAAGUUUCGCUAAGUAUCUAUAACAAUCUUUUAUUUCUUGAGGUGUAUAAUUGUUGAUCACAUUUCACCUACAGACUGCUUAUGGUUAGAUAUACAAUGUAUCACUUGUUUAUAUGGUUCUAAUGGUUGUCAGCUUUAUCAAGAUCAUUUAUUGCAUAUGAAAGAUAUGUCACUAUUAUACUCAUAACUAGGUUUGAAAUGUGUUCGUCUCUGAAGUGUUGAGUUGAUACACUUUUUUGGACAGGUAUCAAGUCUAAAUGUAGGUCAUUGUUGAGGUGUCAGUAUUAGUGUCUAGUUGUUUAUGAUUCACAUGUCUAUGUUACCUACUGAUUUUACACUUGUAUAUUCUCUAUGUAAUGACCAUCUCAUUGCUGCAGGUUAUUAAAAAUAAACUCAUUGAAUGUGGAAAAUGUUUA